Molecule: messenger RNA, 956 nt
Organism: Argentina anserina (silverweed cinquefoil)
Lineage: Eukaryota; Viridiplantae; Streptophyta; Magnoliopsida; Rosales; Rosaceae
Exons: 1
Coding region: 127-762 (211 amino acids)
Source: RefSeq, a predicted model, not a curated record
UAUCAUUUCCACAAACAACUACCCUCAAUUCCUAGUUUCAUCCUAUAAACACAAAUCACCCACAGAAGCAGAGGAAAAACAGAGGAGAUAUCCUUUCAUUCGAUAUCAGAAACAAAAGAGAUUGAGAUGGCUGAGAAGACACACCAAGCUUAUCCUCCAGCUCAAGCAAACGGUUACACAAGAAGCGAUGGAGAAUCGUUGGUAUCCGAAGAUGAGCUCAAGCGCAAGAAGAGAAUCAAAUUGUUUGCCUACAUUGGUAUCUUCAUUGUGUUUCAGAUCAUAGUGAUGACCGUAUUUGGUCUCACAGUGAUGAAAGUCAAGACCCCCAAGGCCAGGUUGGGGGAAAUCAGUGUUCAAAGCCUCACAUCCGUUCCUGCAACACCUUCAUUCGACACAAAGUUCACAACCCAGAUAAGAAUCAAGAACUCAAACUGGGGUCCUUACAAAUUUGAUGCAGGAACUGCCACGUUCCUGUACCAAGGUGCCACUAUUGGGAAGGUUGAUAUUCCCAAGAGCAAGGCCGGUAUGCGUUCUACCAAGAAGAUCAAUGUCGAGGUGAGUUUGAAUGCCGAUGCAUUGCCAAGCAGUUCCAAGCUAGGAAGUGAAUUAAGCAGCGGGGUGUUGACACUGACCAGCCAAGUUCAGCUGAAAGGCAAAGUCGAAUUGAUGCUCAUAAUGAAGAAAAACAGGAAUGCUUCAAUGGACUGCACUAUAGCAUUCGACUUGUCAACAAAGACAGUCAAGAGCUUACAAUGCAAAUGAUCGGAUCAGCUAAACACUGAGUGAUGGGGGAUGUAGCUAGGCUGCAUCUAUUACAUGGAUUGCUGGAGGAUCAAAUUGCUAGUUCUUAAUUUCCUAUCGUAUUGUUACUAUUUUAUUCUUUUAUUCGUUUUGUGAAUUGAAGCAUAUGUAUUUGUUGUGGAGUUAUAGAAUCUAUCAUGGUGUUUUUUAUUUGA